Adineta steineri is the source of this 825-nucleotide messenger RNA. The record is from the annotation of a GenBank genome assembly. Lineage: Eukaryota; Metazoa; Rotifera; Eurotatoria; Adinetida; Adinetidae.
AUGGCUUUUCGCAAUCUUACCCGAAGUUUAUUUCAAUUGACCAAACGUACGAAUAUAAAUCAACGUUUAUAUUCUUCAAUUCAAUACUCACCACAAUAUCGAAAAUUUGAAAUAACUCAACGAUAUUUUUCAAUUAGAAAAUUUUCAUCAAUACAAACUAAUGAUAAUGCUUAUCGUGAUCUCGAUACAUUUCUACAAAAAGAAAUUCAAUUAGAAAAAACUGCACAAAAACAUCCAACUCAAUUACCAAAUAUUCAAGAUUUUCAAGUAGAAACAAAAGGUCCAGAAGUAACAUUAACUCGUCAAGUUGGUGAUGAUAAAAUUACUGUGAAAUUUAAUGUAACCAAUACAGUAAAUACUAGUGAAUCUGAGCAAGACUUAAAUUUGAAUGCAACAGAACAAGAACAACAAUCUAAUAAUGCACCGACACAAUUAAAAUCUCGACCAACAUUUACAGUAGAUAUAAAUCGUGGUAAUCAAAUAUUAUCGUUUCUUUGUUCGUAUUUACCAAAUGAAGAUCCUGAUACACGAAAUCAACAUGGUGGAAUUGAAAACGAACAAAAACCUGAUGGUGAACAAGGACAUUUCUUAGAAGAUUUUCAAAUCGAUGAAUUUGCUAUUCACGAAGGAGAAUGGAAUGAUAAAGUUUAUUCUUCAGAUUGUUCAGUUAUUGAUGGUGAUCUUUAUGAUAAAUUACUUAAUUUACUUGAAGAACAUGGUAUUGGCGAAGAAUUUGCCAAUCAACUUAGUGAUUUUUCAACCGCAUACGAACAUCGUCAAUAUAUUGGUUUACUUGAAAAAUUACAAAAAUUUGUUAAAAAAUAA